This is a messenger RNA of Aspergillus steynii IBT 23096, 1524 nucleotides long. RefSeq lists its product as uncharacterized. The transcript has 3 exons. Gene Ontology annotation, biological process: regulation of DNA-templated transcription. Lineage: Eukaryota; Fungi; Ascomycota; Eurotiomycetes; Eurotiales; Aspergillaceae. Gene Ontology annotation, molecular function: zinc ion binding; DNA-binding transcription factor activity, RNA polymerase II-specific. The record is from RefSeq and is a predicted model, not a curated record. Bases 1 to 1524 code for a protein of 507 amino acids.
AUGGCCCAUCCUUUCUAUUCUCCCGAGGAUGAGGCUGUCUUUGAUCAAUCUGCAAAGCGAGACCCUCUUUCCGUGUCCCAUUCCUUUCGAGGUGAUGGGCCCCAGGACCUAAUAGACAGGAGCACCGACUGUGUGAGUCCUGUGCCCGAUCUAGAUGGCAAAGGCCGAAACCCGGCGCGUCGUCGAAUCCAGGUUGCAUGUCAGCGAUGUCGGAAAAGAAAGAUCAAAUGCAGCGGCGACAUGGGCAAUAGCAGAGGCUGCUCAAAUUGUGUUAGUGCUGGAAAUACCAACUGCCAAUUCUUGAGGGUGAAUUCGUCCAUGCUGCAGACAAAAGUGACUGGUUGGCCGUAUGCCGCGAUGAACGCCGCAAUCUCUUCAUCCCAGAGGAUAGGCUUCUAUGCGCCUCCUAUUACCCCAAAGAUGGGUGGCCCACUGCCAGUCCAUCCGUCCUUUCGUGCUGCCUCGAUUUCACGACAUGUGCCAACUACCUACGAGAUGGGACCCGCCGAUUCUCCAUAUCCCUACGGUCGUCAGCCUUUUGGAAUAGAUCAUGCCAUCAAUUACGAGGACGAGUCCUCGGAGGCGUAUAGUAAUCCCCAGUCCUCGGCAUACAUGAUCCCCAGCACGCCUGCGACUGUUCUUGCAGACUACUGCGAAAUCCCAUGGAACCCCAAGGCCUGGAAUUCUGGCGGUGCCAGUUUUAACCGAGGCCCGAAUCCUCAUGUCUUGUUCUCAGCUCCAGAAUCUGAAGGCAGCGUGCACCCACCAGCUUAUCCGUACCUGAUCUCGACACCAGGGGGUACCCCAUCGACUGACCCGUCAUCCGGGGCACCUCUGUUGGCGCCUUUGUCGCCCGAAGGGCAGGGGACCGAUCGGACUCUUCCCAAUCCUACCGGCCGCUAUCAUGUCGGCCUUUCGAGUCUACCGACCUCGCCGGAAGUCAUCUCAGGCUUGCCUCUUCCCCUAGACUAUAGGGUAUCCAAUGCCUGGAGCAGCUGCAAAGGCGCUACUAACGGUGGUGCUCGCACCCCCGGGCCGCCGAUGUCGAACGGAGGCUCGCUGGGUUCCAGUCCUCUGGCUCGGACGAAGCCGUUUCCUCCCAACACACACGAUGCGGUACUGGGAUUCUUGCCCUUGACUACGGUAGGGACACCGUCACCAUUGCUGUCAUCCAGCGGCACAUUCACUACCUCCACACUGGAUGCGUCCGAUUCGGGGGAUGAAAUCCGUGGCAACGACACCCGAUUCACGAGGGCCCUGUCUCGCGAGAAUAGCCGCCUGCUGUCCAUCGGGGAGGGCAGCUCGGACACCUACCGGUAUAUCACGACCGAAAAGGCGAACAAGAAAUGCUCCGAGGCGGGUGAUUCCGGCCGGCCUGGGACAUUGCUGAAUGGGCUUCCCUAUACGCGGCCCAAGCCAUCGGACUAUGAAGUUCCCUUGCCGUACGGUGCUCUUUCAACGGAAGCAUCGACAGAGGUGCACCGGGCUCCAGUCCCCGCCCUGAGUAAACCAGGAACGUUCUGA